Colletes gigas is the source of this 2340-nucleotide messenger RNA. RefSeq names its product hybrid signal transduction histidine kinase B (gene Drep2). NCBI's taxonomy places the organism in Eukaryota, Metazoa, Arthropoda, Insecta, Hymenoptera, Colletidae. The transcript has 5 exons. The coding region runs from base 708 to 2246 and encodes 512 amino acids. Gene Ontology annotation, biological process: apoptotic process; regulation of apoptotic process. The record is from RefSeq and is a predicted model, not a curated record.
UGUUACAAUUUGCCCCCAUAUGCGCUAGUGAAAUCUUAGAUCGGGUAAUUGUACGGCGAGGGCAGCUAGAAUGAGGUGUUCCCGCGAGGAGGUGGUCGGUCGCGUACGGCCCGCGCGUUGAUACGAGGCUCCCCCGAGCGAAACGCCAACGCCGAUACGGGCUCGGAUAGACGGAGUGUGCUGGGAUAAUCCAGAGAACGACUCGGAGAACCGGAGAGAGCGAACGGACACGGACGAGGGAGAGAGACAGAGAUAGGGGAAAAGAUAUACGUGGGUAGCGCGCGAGGAAAGGAGACCGCGGGAGAAGAGAUAUAUCGGAGGGAGAAUAGGGAGAACGGUAAAGAGAGUAAACGGUGUCGCAUCGCGAGGUGUAUCGGUGUACGGUGUGCACGGCACGGGGAGCAAACGUUCGCGUAGAGGAUCGCCGAUAGGAGUCGGACGUGAAGAAACGGUCAGAAACGGGAGGAGAACGAGGAAGAGGCGCACGGAACCGAGAGAAACGGAGAAAAACGGGCCGCGAAAGAGAGGGAAGCCAACGGGAGCAGGGGGGAGGGACACGGAAAGACUGAGAGCGCGAGCAAGGGUGGGCGGACAGUAGUGCACGAGAGUAUCCCGUCGCCACGAUAAUGCGACGUGCAGCAUCUUCGCUCGUUCCUUCUGAAUAAGUGCUCGCUGGGACGGUCCCUUACCUGCAGGGAUAUGACGUAAUGGCAAGAGAGGAGUUACGGAGCAAGAGACCUUUUAAGAUAUGGGACAGCUGGCGUAACGUAAGAAAGGGACUGGUUGUUAGCAAUUUCGAGGAACUGAUACACCGGGGCAAGGAGAAGUUGGGCGUGCCACAGAACGAGAAUGUCUCUUUAGUGUUGGAGUCGGACGGAACGCAAGUAGAGGACGGCGAUUACUUCAAGACUCUAGCAAACAACACGAUUCUGCUGUUACUGCGGCAUGGUGAACGCUGGUGUCCAACAGGAGUCGACAUCAUACGCGCCGCAAUUUCAGCCAUACCGAAAAUAGUUUGCGAAACGAUCCACGCCCUGGAGCUGCACGAUGAGACGCCGUCGUGGAAAAUCAUGGACAAUAAGGGACGAGUCACCGUGGUCCUGCACUGGGAUCAGCGUUCGUCCACGUCGUCGCAGGUGCAGCAACAGCAGAAGGGUCCGGACGCGCAGAGCUCCAAGUAUUCACCGACAAAGAAAACCGAUCUGAGCGGUACGCAGCGGCCGUCGUUGGUCAUACAGACCAGCCUGGACAAGCUCAACUACGGAGGGAAGCAGGGACACCUGGCGGCCGAGAUCGGUCCCAGCCGCUACGCCAGCCCCCAAAUCACUGUGAUAAAUCAUGACGACAUGCAGCAGCCGCAGCCGCCGCAGCAGCAGCCGCACGGAAUCUCGGGACGACUGGUGAAGCAGAGCACGAACUCGUUCGACAGCACGGCCAUCCAUAUCCACACGCCCGAGUGCUCGAACCACAUCCAUCAGCCGGUGGUGAGGAACGGGAGUCCUGUGAACGGGGCGGACGGCGGCGCCAGCGGGGAAUGCGAUUUCCAUUGCUGCGCCCUUCACGAGGAGGGACGUAGAAUCGCGGUGCACAAGUCGGUGGCCACCUCGCCGAUCCAGGACGCCCAGCACCAGCAGUACCAGCAACAGCAGCAGCAACAGCACCAUCAUCCGCACCAGCAUCAGCAGCAGCAGCAGCAGACGCAGACGCAGACACCGUCGCCUCAGCCGCCGUCCUCGUUGUCGGAUGGCACGAGACGGACCGGCCUGAGCAAGGGACACGUGCGUUUCUGCGACACCGCCGACGAGGAGUCGAGCCCGCGGCUCGCCGGCAACUCGGCCACCGGCUUUCACCUCCAGCAUCAUCACAAUCAUCAUCAGGAGCACGACAGCUCCGAGUCGGAGACCGAGAACACGAUCAUGGAGGACGAGAUCGUCACCUCGGAGAAGUUUUUACUGCUCAUCGAUCAGCUCACCGUAGACCAGAAGCAUCUAAGCAUCAAGGACAUCGGUAUCAUCCUCGAACGGCUCAACUCCAAGAUCCUCGACGUGGAGCGGCUCGAUCGCGAGAGCGAGAGCGAGGAGUGUUACAACUGGACGAUCAAGGCGAUCAUCAGGGGAGACGUGUUGAGGGAGCUCGGGAUCAUUUACAACGGGAACUACUACGCGAUCUCCGAGCAUCCGGGCUACAAGGAGGAAUCCGAGGAGAAUAACGAGGAUAACGAGGAGGAGGAGGAGGAUAGACUUUAAUAUGAUGCUGUUUUAUUAGAUAGAUAGUUAGAUAGAUAGAUAGAUAGAUUAUACACCUAUUAAUGAUUAUUAUUAAAUAUAGUACGUAUCGAGC